Messenger RNA from Drechmeria coniospora, 1392 nucleotides. RefSeq lists its product as uncharacterized. NCBI's taxonomy places the organism in Eukaryota, Fungi, Ascomycota, Sordariomycetes, Hypocreales, Ophiocordycipitaceae. Gene Ontology annotation, biological process: molybdate ion transport. The record is from RefSeq and is a predicted model, not a curated record. The transcript has 5 exons. Gene Ontology annotation, molecular function: molybdate ion transmembrane transporter activity. The coding region runs from base 1 to 1392 and encodes 463 amino acids. Gene Ontology annotation, cellular component: membrane.
AUGGAUUUCUACCUCGCCAACCUCGUCGUCCUCGGCGCCGGCCUCGUCGGCGCCGGCUACUGGCAACACCAGAACAAUAUGACCAAGCUCACGCUCAAUCAGAAGGAGGAGAGCAACGCCGACGGCGACGAUCUCGAAGCCGAGGCGAACGGGGAAGACGAGGCCGAGAUGCACCAGUUGGCCUGCAAGAACGAGGUCGAUCGGUUCUGCCAGUUCCGCAACGGGUUCCUGGUCGUCUACGGCUUUGCCAUCGCCGCCGACUGGCUCCAGGGCUCCUUCAUGUACAGCCUCUACAAGAACACUCUGCAGCUCCCGGAGCCGACGAUCGCGACGCUCUUCGCCACCGGCUUCGUUUCGGGCGGCAUCAGCGCCACCUUUGUCGGCACCUACGCCGACAAGUUUGGCAGGAAGCGCGCCUGCCUCGCCUACUGCGCCAUCUACGCCAUGUCCUGCAUGACGAUGCUGUCCAGCAACAUUGGCGUCCUCUACUUCGGACGCGUCCUCGGCGGAAUCAGCACCACGAUCCUCUUCACCGCCUUUGAGACGUGGAUGAUUGCCGAGUACUCGCGCCUGGGCUUCGGCUACUCGGACAGCGCGCUGAGCACCAUCUACGGCACCAUGUCGAUCCUCAACGGCUUCAUCGCCGUCGCCAGCGGCGUCAUCGCCCAGCUCCUCGUCAAGGUCUCCAACAACGAGGUGGCCCCCUUCCUCGCCAGCGUCGGCUGCCUCGGCGCCUCGGCGGUGCUCAUCUCGCGCUCGUGGGCGGAAAACUUUGGAACACCUCAGGUGACGCCGAUCAAGUCGCUCCGCGCCAGCUUCGACGCGCUCCCAGACUCCAAGAUCCUAGUGGCCAUCGGCUCCGCCUCCUGCUUCCUCGAGGGCUCCAUGUACGUCAUGGUCUAUUCCUGGUCGCAGGCCAUCAUCUCGGCUCGCGAGAUGGCCUCGACGACGGGCCACCCCCCCUUUGGCUACAUCUUUGCCAACUUCAUGUGCGCCCUGACGCUCGGCUCCUUCUUCUACGCCUACGUGACGCGGGGCGGCAACUCGAUCCAGCUCUCGUCCGACUCGGUCCAGCUCUCGCUCGCCGCCUCGGCCGUCAGCCUGCUUGUGACAGUGACGACGACGGGCGAGGCUUUCCGCUUCUGGUCCUUCCUCGUCUUCGAGUUCUGCCUCGGCAUCUACUUCCCGAGCAUCGGCUACCUCAAGGGCAACCUCUUCGGCAACGAAAUCCGCGGCAAGGUCUAUGGCCUGUUGCGCGUGCCGCUCAACGCCUUUGUCACCGUCUCCCUCGUCACCAUCGCGCCAGGAGAUGCGAGUCGCGAGAACAGGUUCAUGGUAUGCGGCGGCCUACUGCUCGUCGCCGUCGCUCUCAUGGCCCGGUACAUCAACUAG